Apis mellifera (honey bee) is the source of this 4330-nucleotide messenger RNA. RefSeq lists its product as uncharacterized. The record is from RefSeq and is a predicted model, not a curated record. The transcript is spliced from 3 exons. Lineage: Eukaryota; Metazoa; Arthropoda; Insecta; Hymenoptera; Apidae. The coding region runs from base 193 to 4293 and encodes 1366 amino acids.
CUAUGACAAACUUCAUAUACCUCAUAUGUUUCUGUUUGCGCGAAAAACGUGUACAGCGAAAUGAGAUAAACGUAAAUUAUAAAAGGAUUUUCUAAAGAAAGAAUUGUAUAAAAUAUUAUUUUAAAACAUGAAAGUGAUUGUCACUAUUGUGUGAUUAUAUUUUUUAAGCUAAAAAGCUAAAAAAUUUAUGAUAUGGCAGAAAUUUCGAAUUCUACUGUGUUUACAAACGAUGCACCUUCUACUGGUGCUUCUGAUCUUCUUCAACAAGCUUUUCAACAAGUUGUUGAUGAUGACGACCAUGAUAAUGAAUUUGUGGCAUUUUUACAAAAUGACGAUAAUGAUUCUCAAACUAUUCACUUGACUCCAGAACAAGCAGCAGCUUUAGGCUUAACCUUUGAGGUAACCUCGAAUGAAGAGGUUAUAUAUCAACAAGAUCAAGAUAAUACUAUUUCAAAUAUAGCAGAAAAUAUUUCUAUAAAAGAUAAAAUUAAUGAACAGGAUCAAAAUUCAUUAUCUUCUCAGGAAUCUAUAACAAUUGAUCAGUUAAAUUAUCAAUCUGAACAAAUACAAAAAUCCAAUGAAACUGAAUUGAUUAAAACAGAGUGUAUUGAUUUUCAAGAAUGGCAUAUGCAAAAAGUUUCUCAAACAGAACAACUUCAAGAUCAAGUAGUUGAAAAUGAUAUAUCAUUAGAAGAAAUGAAUUUGAAUAAUCAAAAUCAUGAAUCUCAACAAAUAAUUGAACAUCAAAAUAAUAUAAUUCAACAAAAUUCAAAUGCACAGACAUUAGUUUUGGAUCAGCCUAAAGUACAUGGAAUAAAAACAGAUAUUACGCAAGUAAAAAAUAUUCAUGAAAAUGAACUGCAAUAUACCAUUGAAGAUAAUAUAGCACAAAAUCAACUUAAUACAAUACCUAAUACUCAAGCGCAAAUUUUACAAAAAUUACCUGUGAUUUUACCAUCUUCACAAUUUAUUAUAAAACCUGCACAAACUAUAUUAAAACCAGCUAAAAAUAUUAGAUUACUUCAAAAUUCAAAUAAACUCUCUAACACAACUGUUAAUUCCAUUAAUGCUGUACAUUCACUUAAUACUAAUUCAAAUCCUAAUUCUGUACUACUUUCAAAGGCUACAAUAGUAAAUAAUUUAUCACCACAAAUAAUAAAAGCUACACCUAUAACAGCUCAGUUAUUAAAUACUAGUAGUAUAUCUGCACAAUUAUUAAAUACUUCUCAGUUUUUAACUGGUACUUGUGACAUACAAAAUCAAUCUGUUGGUACUUCACAUAUUUCAAAUACUAUUGUAAAUACUACAUCUGGAGCAACGCAAAAUCUUGUUACUUCACAAAUACGUUUGUCUCCAAUUGUAAAAACAUCACAAUCUCUUCAAAAAGGAAAUGUUCAACAAUUUUUAACUCCAGUGCUAAAAAGUGCAUCAACUGUGCUUCCAAAGACUAAUCAAAUUCUUAAUAAUACCAAUGUGACUACAGCUAUUCCUGCACAAUUUUUAAAAUCUGUACAAAUCCCUUCUCAGUUACUUAAAACAAGAACCACUAUUGGUAAAAAAAAUUCAGGAAUAAUUGGAACAGUAAAAACUACAGCUAAUUCUGAUACACCUGUUGUACUUCGAACUGCAUCUAUUGUAAAAACUCAAGAUUUAAAAACAGUAACAACAAAUUCUAUUUUAAAACCAACUCAAAUUUCAUCAACACCUAUAUCUAUUUUAAAACCUCAAACAAAAAUUACAUUUAACAAUGCAACUAAACAAAAUGUAACUGUUGCAAAUCAAAAUAUUGCUAAUGUUUCAAGUAAUUUACAAAAUACUUCACAAAAAACGCCUAUAACACAACAUAGCAAUACAUAUGAAUCUAUUAAAUCAAUUCAAAAUGAAACUAGUAGACAAAAACUUAAUUUUAUAGUAAAUGGCACAAAUCUUAAAGUAAAUAAAAAAGUUAAAAGUACUCCCAUUAAAUCUACAACAAUAGUAAAUGAAUCUACAGAUGCAUCUAAACCAUUAGGUUCUAGUGAAAAUCCAAUACAAAUAGUUCAGCAAGGUCAAACAUUUCAUAGUAUGCAACGUUUAACACCAAUGCAAUUAAAACAAAUUGCACAUGUUUUGCAACAACGUAGCCAAGAAACAACUACAUCAAAUGAAAGAGUUGUAUAUAGAGUGGUAUUUCCCGAAGAAUUGGAUUUACAAAUUAGAAAUCCAGGAAAUUUAUUAAAAAAUCGUGGUGGAAAAAGAGGUAGACCAAAAAAAAGUACUAUAAGACCUUCAUUGCUUCCACCUAAACCACCACCAAUUCCUGAUGAAGAACAAGAAGAAUUAAAGGUAGAUUUUAUUUAUUUUUUAAAAUUUUUAAAUUAUUUUACAAUCUUAAUCUUUUUUCAGGAUGAAAGAAAAAAAGUUGUGGCUAGAACACGAUCUGGUAGACUUUCUCGACCUCCUAGACAUAUGGUGCGAGAUUAUAAACACUUACAUCAUUUAGAUUUUCUACAACCUGACUUAGAUGAUUCAGAUGGUGGUUAUAGUGAUUAUAAUACUAAUAAUGAUAAACUUGAAGAAGAAGAAUCACCUAAAGAAUUAUUAACAGGUCUUGAAGUACCAAAAAGAAAAAUAUCAGAUCAUUUUAGAUGUCCUACAUGUAAUAAAAUAUAUUUAGGGCGUACUCGUAUGGCAAGGCAUUUUGAAAUGCAUCCUGAUCAUGGAAGUCCUGAGCAACUACCUCCUCCAACACCUGAACCUGAAUUAAAACAAAAUGGAGGACAAGAUCCUUUAAAACGUAAAGGGAAAAAACGAGGUCCUUGGGCUUAUGUUACACCAGAAGCUAAAUCGGAAAGACGCCAAAUAAAAUUGCAAGAAGCGAUUUCUGUAUGUGAAAAUCUCGAAAUAAUAAAAAUUGCUGCAAAACCAGUACUUAACGCACAAUCAUUAUUUGAUUUAUUGGUACUAAAGUCUGAAAAUAAUGUAAGAAAUUUUUUGGACGAGUUAAAACAAUUAAUGGAUAAAAUACGAGAAAAAGUUGGAACAAUGUUAACAAUUGCAAAUAGCGAUGAAGAAUUAAGUGAAGAUUUAAUUGAUAUCAAUGAAGAAUCACUUUGUGAUGCUUUAGGUCUUAAUCCAGGAUUGUAUAAAAUUAACACUGAAGCUCUAAAAAAAGAUGAUACUUCUAUUUGCACUACUUAUGACAAUAGAGAACCACCUCUUAAACUUCAAAAAAUAGAUAAUUCUGAAGAUGGUAAAGAAAAUAUAGAGGAACGAAUGUCCAGUGGUUUUUCUGAAAGUUCAGAUCUUAGUGUUUCAGAUUUUUUAAGUGAUAGAAGAAAUGAUUCUGUAACAAAUCCUACUUGUCCAGAAGUGCUAUCUGCUUUAACAUUAAUGCGAAGAAAUCCUAGUCCUGUGAAUAAUGCAGAGAAUAAUAAAUCUAAUAAUGUUUCAAAACUUUUAAUUUCAAAUCCAGAAAUUCAAAAUCAAAUUUCAGAUAAUCCUGGAUUUCAAAAAGUCGAUAUUACUUCACCAAAAAUUUCAAGUUAUCAAAAGUCAGAGUCUCAUAAAGAAAACUUUACAAAAUUAGGAAACAGUUUAGGAUCAUCAAACUUUUGUAAAGUUGAAGAUAAUUAUGAACAAUCUAAGAUAGAACAUAUGGAACAAGCUUUUAUAAAAUUAGAACCAACAGAACAAGGUUUUGUUAAACUAGAAAAUGGUUCUAUGGAUACUUAUUCAAAACAAGAUGCUCAAAAUUUUGAUAAAAUACAAAAUGGUUUGGACAACAUAGAGAAUGGAUCUCAGAAUUUUAUUAAAGGAUUCCAAAAAUUAGUUUCCAAAAUAAUUCCUAUGACAUCAUCAGAUUUAAAUUGUGUUAAAACUCAAUCUGCAUCAUUAGAUACAGGUUCUUGCAAAAUAAUGCCUGCUACUUCUGGUUGCAAAAUUUCAGAUAGCCUGCCUAUACUUCAAGAUGCAGUACCAAUAAUUUCCAAUAAUUGUGAUACUAAUAUAUUUGGCAGUUCAGAAAAUUUAGAUAUGUCAAAAAUAGCUCAAUAUGAUCAUAUAGCACAUUUAGAUAUUCUAAAUACAAGUGGAGUCAUAGAUAAAAACUUAUUAAUUGAUGAAAAAUUAGUUGAACAACUACAUUUAGUAGAUCAAUCAAAUUUAGUUGAUGAACUUGUAUCUGAACGAUUAAAAAAUAUUAUGCCAGAUAAUAUUUUAGAAAAUAAUUUGAUAUCAAAUAAUUCAAAUUUAGAUACUGAUCUUGAUUUUGAAGCAUUAAGUGAAGAAUUUAAUAGAAAUACUAGAAGUUGAUUCUUGGAUGAUAGCAUUCAAAAUGUUCCUAAAAAAA